Molecule: messenger RNA, 2494 nt
Organism: Sceloporus undulatus (fence lizard)
Lineage: Eukaryota; Metazoa; Chordata; Lepidosauria; Squamata; Phrynosomatidae
Gene: RMND1
Product: required for meiotic nuclear division 1 homolog
Exons: 12
Coding region: 201-1544 (447 amino acids)
Biological process (GO): positive regulation of mitochondrial translation
Source: RefSeq, a predicted model, not a curated record
GAACCGGCGAGGGAAGGGGGAGGGAGAGUGGGCGGAGCCUUGGCGGCGGUUGGUCUCGUUGCGGCAGAGUGGGCGGAGCCUUAGCGAGCAGAGGCGCAGAAUAUGACUUCACGCGCUCCGCACGUGACGAAAGGGGGGCGGGGCCCAGGUGCUGGGGAGGCGGAUGGCUUCUUCUCCUUGGAGCAGGUCACACUGAAAAGAUGGCAACUAAAUUACUGAGAUUCCUGACUGGAUCUUCACAGACAAUAAGACAAUGCCAACACUUUCACAAAAACGGGCAUCUCAUGUCAAGCAAAUUUUUUCAAGGGAUAGCUAGCAACUCUGUAUCAGAAGAUAGACACAUCACUCAGUGCAUUCCAAAGGCAGCUGCUUCUGGCUUAUCUGGUGUUGGUAUACAGGCCAAGACUUGGUGGAGGUGGAGACUACAAGCUAAUGUUACUACUGCAGCAGAGACUGUGAAUUACUCGACUACGGAUAUUUGUUUUCGAUUCAGGGAACCAUUCAAGUUCAUAACAAGUUAUAAACACAAUCCAAUUUUUUUAAGAACACUUACUGAUAAACCAAUUCGAUAUUAUUCGGUUUUAUCAACAAGUACUGUUUUGCCAAGUCAAGGUACUGUGCCAACUAAAAGGCCACCAAAGGCAUCUAGGACCAAGCAGCCAUCUAGAGCUAACCUACCUCUGCCAUUUGAAACUGAGGACCUGAUGCAGUGCACAGCCUUUGCAACAGCAGAUGAAUAUCAUCUUGGUAACCUGUGCCUUGACCUGACAUCAUGUGGAUAUGUUGAAGUAACAACAUUACCUAGAGAUGCAGCAAAUGUUUUGGUUAUUGGAACGGAAAAUUCAGCAAAAGAAUAUGAUCCUGGGAUGAUUUUUUUCUUCAGGGAAGGAUCUGUUGUGUUCUGGAAUGUUGAAGAAAAAACGGUGAAGAAUAUAAUGCAGGUCCUGGAAAAGCAUGAAAUUCAGCCAUAUGAAAUUGCACUAGUUCAUUGGGAGAAUGAAGAGAUUAAUUACAAGAGAGGAGAAGGGCAGUCAAAGCUUCAUAGAGGAGAAAUCUUGAUAAAUUCAGAACUAGAUGCUGAUGAAGUCACUCUAGAGAAGUUUGCUUUUUCAAAUGCUCUUUGCCUUUCUGUAAAACUGGCCAUUUGGGAAGCAUCUGUGGAUAAUUUUGUAGAAUCUAUCCAGUCAAUACCGGAGAUACUAAAAUCAAGACGGAAGGUGAAACUGUCUCAUGCUGAUGUGAUGCAGAAAAUUGGGGAACUGUUUGCGUUGAGGCACCGCAUAAAUCUAAGUUCUGAUCUUCUGAUUACCCCGGAUUUCUAUUGGGAUAGAGAGCACCUUGAACAGCUAUAUGAUAAAAUGUGUCAGUUUCUCAGUAUUAAUCGCAGAGUUAAGGUGGUGAAUGAAAAGCUCCAGCACUGCACAGAGUUGACAGAUCUGAUGAGAAAUCAUUUGAGUGAAAAACAUGCUUUGCGCUUGGAAUGGAUGAUAGUGAUACUCAUCACCAUCGAGGUCAUGUUUGAACUUGGUAGAGUGCUUUUCUGAUCAUGAAUGGCAACCAGUGAAUAGUAACCAAAAACUAUGACAAGUUUGUGGAGAUAACCCACAGAACCUCAUUUGGUGGAAUCUUCAACUUUAUUCUUCACACUUGUUGAAAGUUCAGCAACUGCCAUAAUAAAUGUAUGGACACUUGCUGCUUACAAUAAUUGAAAUCUAUGGAAGUAGGCCAUAUUUUAAAUCUAUCAUACUGCUGGAAAAGUCUUCCUAUGAUUCCUCCUUACCAAAGCCUGCAGUUUAUUUGGUGUGCUGCAGGAAACUGUGCAAUAAAUAAUACAAUCUGCCACAUUGAGAAAUAUUAAUAUAAAAGUGGUAGACUUCUUUGCAUAAUUGACACAUUCAGCAAAAUCAAGUUUUUCUUAUACUGUGUGCACACGAAUGUUGGAAAAUGUACUGGAUUCCCUAUUUUGCCAGCAGAUGUCCAGCUUGGAUAGUCUCUUCACACCUCACCUCCUGAACAGAAAUCUUCUCUCAAGAUUGCCUAUUUUAUUUUUCUUAAAUUCUGCUCAAAUUUGAAAGUACAGAAACUCUUUACAGAUGAUGAACUGUGUAAACAACUUCAUAGUUGAUGAGAACUUAACUAGACUGGCCCUCUUAAUUAGCUUAUCAGCAAAAUUUAGUAAGUUUUGUUAACUGCCAUCAAGUUGACGUCAACUUACGGUGACCCUGUGAAUGAGACACCUCUAAGUCCUCCUAUCAUCUACUGCCCUGCUCACUUCUUGCAGACUCAGAGCCUUGACUCCCUUGAUUGAAUCUGCCCAUGUACAGUUCAGUCUUCCUCUUCUCUUACUGCAUUCUUCCUUACCAAUCAUUAUUUUCCAGUGAGUCAAGUCACAUUCUCUCAGCCUGAGGAUGGCAAUGGGAAACCCUCUCUGAAGAAACUUGCCAAGAAAAACCCUUGAUAGGCUCCCCUUGGGUUUGCCAUAAGUCAGAAAUUA